AUGGGAUCCUUUCUUGGUGACCAUGCUAUCACUUCGCGAGGAACUUCUUUUCUUCAGUGGAUCCAGGCAACUGGUCUCACUUGUUGGAAUGAAUUACUUGCAUUUGGUAUUCCUACCUUUCUUUCUGGUGGCUCUGGUACCUCACGUUCCAGUGUCAUUGAUUUAUUUCUUUCUACAUUCCCCAUUUUCAAUCCUUCUAUGCAAAUUCGUUCUGAUCUUUCUUUAGGCUCUGAUCACAAAAUGGUCAACCUCACUUUCACUCCCUAUGUUUCACCUCCCCCUCCCCCUACUAACCAUCCGCGCCUACUUUGGAAUCUUUCUGGGCUUGCUCAGCCUGACACUCUCAAGAUCUACAUUGAUACAGCUUCUGGGUCAUUGGACAAUCUGACAGAGCAGUUCAGUGCUUUCCUUUCUUCUUCUUCUCCUCCUCCUGUAGAUUCUCUGUGCUCUGCUUUUGCUCAAGCUAUCUAUGAUGCUCUGGACACUGCUGUUGGUCGUCGUACACCACGUACCAUGCAAAAGUACUGGUUCUGGUCAGUGGACCUUCAAGAAGCAAUGGAUCUGAGAGAACGCAGCUACCAACGCUGGCGUCAUUCUAGUGGUUUGCAGAAGGCUAUAUGCUGGAUGCGCCAUCAGGAUGCAUGUCAUGCUGUUAGGUUAUCAGUCCAGCGUUGUCGACAUGAAACAUGGAAAGAAUUCUGCAACAAAUUGGCAACACAAGACUUUGCAAAGACAACAGCAACAAUGAAACGUAUUAAAAGCCAUCGUCAAACCAGUCCUGUCUUUGUGGAUCCUGGUGGACCUCAAGUAGCUGCUAACAAAAUGGCUGAUCAUCUUCAACAGAUUUUCUCAGGUCAAUUUCUUCCUGCACGCCGCCCUCCAGACCAGACAGUGAUGAUUUCAUCACCAAUUGCAAUUGAUGAAUCAUGUCCUUUUACUCAUCUUUCUGUAGAGAGUGCAAUUUUCAAGCUUCCUACACGCAAGACUCCUGGUGUUGACAAUCUUCGUGCUGAAAUGCUUCACCCAAUUGUUAAGCAAGUCUCUCCUGUUCUUUGUCUUUUGUUCCAGCUUUGUUGGCAAUGGGAGUGUAUUUACUGCUUAACUAGUGUCGGUGUUACAAUUAUGACAUCAAGUCAUAAAUCCAUGCGUGCUCUUCAAUCACUUGGUGUCAAUCACACUGGGUUGUCACGUCUACUCUCAAUUCGUUUGUAUUGCCAGUUUAUUCAUCCACAAUUUGAGUAUGGCCUGGCAAUAUCCUGCUUCAACAUUAAACAAGUUGCUGUGCUUGAAAAGGCCCAGAACACAUGCUUACACAUGAUUUUUGGAGGUCACUCCACAUCUUCUACAUCUGUUUUCCGUCACCUUGGGAAUCUUCCUAGCAUGAGGGAGAGGAUCUUGACUCUUGGUUUCAAGUUUGUAUAUUGUGCUUUCUGGUUGCCUGAUGAGACUCUGUUUACUCUUCUUCGACCUGUUCUUACAAACCCAGCACACCAAUGGUUUAAGCUUUUAGCUAAUCCCAUUUGGUUGUCUCUCUCCAAUCGUCAGAAUGCUGAUUCUAAAGCUUGCAAGCAUGCCAUUCGUUCAUUUUUGAACCAGGGCCUCUCCUUGCAACGCUCUCAACAAAUACUUCUCUCUGCUUGCCAUCCUUCUCUUGGUGUUGACCCUAUUCUCUGGCUUCCCAUGACUAACUAUGAACGUAGUAGAUUCAUACGUUGGCGUAUGGGGUGGCUUCCUGGACGUCCUCAACCUUGUUCCUGUGGAUUGCAUACCACCAGCCGUCAUCAUGUCAUUGAGUGCACUGGAGCUGCAAUUCCACUGCAAAAGACCGCUGAUUUUAGUUCCUGA
Molecule: messenger RNA, 1845 nt
Organism: Phycomyces blakesleeanus NRRL 1555(-)
Lineage: Eukaryota; Fungi; Mucoromycota; Mucoromycetes; Mucorales; Phycomycetaceae
Exons: 3
Coding region: 1-1845 (614 amino acids)
Source: RefSeq, a predicted model, not a curated record